AUGGCCACCACAGCGACGAACCUGGGCUCAACCUGCGGCUUCACUACCCGCCUCUCCCUCCGCUGGGUCCCAGAGCCCCCAGAAGAAACAACCGAUACAAUCGUCAUAUCUGUGGGGGAAUGGUUCAUCGACCUGCGAAUGGACAAGAAGUCCGGCGCAAUUGACUGGGCGAUGGCCGGCACAAUGGUCGCAGAGAAUCCGAAUGAAACACCGCUCAAGAUCAACUUCACACGCGAGCUGGACUCUCUCAAUGAGAUUGGCAUGGUCGAUUCGGCUUCAUUCAGCGCCCUUCCUAAUGGCGAUGAUCUCGAGACGGGCGAGAUGCCUCAUCCCGAACUUCCCGGUGCGCCCAUGACGGCCUUCGAGGAGGUUUGGCACAACCUGCCGUUUAGGGAGGGGCCUGAAGGCGCGAAGCAGGGUAUUUCGUGGAUUCUUGAAUCCGACGAUGAAGAUUUCCGUCAAAGUGAGGAAGAAGGGGAGGUUACCCUGACCAAGAUGUUCAUUGGUCGUGUUUGGGGGACGUAUCAGGCCUUCCAGCAGGUUCAGGUUCAUUCUCGACGAAAAGAUCAGGAUGGAAACUGGGUUUUUAAGAGGACUGGGGCUGAAGUCAGCGCUAGGAGGGAGGAAUUUAGCCCUGGUGCUGGAUGGGUAGAUAAGUAUGUGGUUGGACCCGAGGGGGCUUCUGUGCCCUCUAUGAAGACUGAAUUUGAUGGAGAGGGCCAGGGAUCCUGGAAAGUUCCCGGCGAGAAGGUGGUCAUUGAUGGGAAGUCCUUCAUUGUUCGGGCAUUUGAGGAGAUCAAACAACCGUGUCAAUAG
This is a messenger RNA of Penicillium argentinense, 816 nucleotides long. RefSeq lists its product as uncharacterized. The transcript has 2 exons. The record is from RefSeq and is a predicted model, not a curated record. The coding region runs from base 1 to 816 and encodes 271 amino acids. Lineage: Eukaryota; Fungi; Ascomycota; Eurotiomycetes; Eurotiales; Aspergillaceae.